Messenger RNA from Danaus plexippus (monarch butterfly), 1793 nucleotides. RefSeq names its product L-threonine dehydratase catabolic TdcB-like. The record is from RefSeq and is a predicted model, not a curated record. The transcript is spliced from 9 exons. The coding region runs from base 72 to 1391 and encodes 439 amino acids. Gene Ontology annotation, molecular function: L-serine ammonia-lyase activity; threonine deaminase activity. NCBI's taxonomy places the organism in Eukaryota, Metazoa, Arthropoda, Insecta, Lepidoptera, Nymphalidae. Gene Ontology annotation, biological process: L-threonine catabolic process; L-serine catabolic process.
UGUCAUUUUUUCUAAUGAUCAAUUUAUAUACAAAAAUUUAAUAAGUACAUAUUUAACACAAAUUCAUAGUUAUGGCUUGUGAAAAAACAUAUGAAAGUUGCAAUUACUUUGGAGAUAUAUCUGGGGCUUAUAAGCAAAAUGACUUUGACCAGGAACCAAGUGAUUCGAUAAGCAAGAUUAGACUUAAAUUAGAAGAUAUUCAGGAAGCACACAACAGAAUUAAAAGUCACAUAACUGUUACUCCGAUAGUUGAGUCUAAGUAUGUAGGGAAUCAUUUUUGCAAUGUGCUACUAAAAUGCGAAAACCUACAACUUACCGGCAGUUUUAAAGCACGUGGCACAUUCAACGUUGUGUCUUGUAUGACGACCGCGGAAAAAGGAAAAGGUUGCACCGUCGCAGGAGGAAGAAACUUUUUGAACGCAAUGACUUACAGUGGCUUUAAAGAGUCUGUCCCUGUAAACGUUGUUGUACCAAAGGAUUGCUCUUUACCAGACAAGCAGAAGUACAAAGAAAAUUAUGCGGUUAUCAAAGUAUUUGGUAACGAUUCGAACGAGUCUAGUCUCCAUGCUUUGACUUAUUGUGAUGAAAUAGGCUCGCAUUUCAUUCGAUGUUCUGACAGGUUGGACUUGUUAGCUGGAUAUGGGACAUUAGGGUUGGAGAUUCUUUCUCAGGUUGAUAAGUUAGAUGCUAUAAUAUGCCCCGUCGGCACCGGAGGCCUCAUAGCUAGCAUAUUAGUGGCAGUUAAAUCCUUAAAACCCCAAUGUUUGAUUUAUGGUGUUGAAAGUUCAGCAGCGCCAACUAUGAGUAAAGCCUUGCAAGAGAAAAAACCAACAAUAAUUCUCGUCAAACCAACAAUUGCUGAAAGCAUUGCCGAUAAAAUAGCAAGCAACAAUGCUUUUCAUAUCAUUAAAAGAUAUCUAACCAAAAUGAUCACUGUUGAUGAUUUGUGGAUAUCAAGAGCUAUGGUUAACUUAUUGGAGAGAGAAAAGAUAAUAGUGGAAGCAGCUGCAGCUACACCAGUCGCCGCCAUAAUGGCGGGAAAAGUUCCUGAACUACGAGGAAAAAAUGUUGUGUGCGUGUUGACUGGUGGUAAUAUAAAAUUAUCUCGUCUGCCUCACAUCGUGGAUCGCGGUCUAAUGGCUGAAGGGCGGCUCGUUGGGUUUUCGAUCACUUUGCCGGAUGGACCCGCUGAGAUUGCGCGUCUGCUGACUAAAGUUGUGGAUACCGGUGCGGACGUGAGGAGUUUCGAACCGGAACGGUCUUGGAUUAAGCGAGACGCUCUUAAUGUCACCGUAUUCAUGUUACUUGAAACCAGUGAUCCCAGUCACGCGAAGGAAUUGGAGAAGAAAUUACUUAAAGAUUAUCCUCAUUCUCAAAUCAUUUCAGCAUAAUAACUUUUUUUAUGUAAACGAGAGGACAAUAUCAUAUCACUGUUCAAUAUUUCUAUGUACCAUUAUGAAAGAAUUGUUUUUCGGAAUAAAAAAAAUAUGUAAAGUCCAAUAAAUCAUGUAACUAACAACUAACGAAUAUUUUUAGUUGCUUUCCAAAACACACUACAAAUACACUUAGUUGUGAUCGUCACAGCAAAAUCGUAAUUUCUCAUGUGUUCGUUUCAAAAAGCUGAAUUUAUAUUUGGCUUGUGUAUUUCCGCGACUUUUUCUACUUUGGAUUCGGUGCUGUGCUCACAGACGACUUAAUAGUGUACCUAUACGUAAGAUAUUAGAUUUUUUUUAACAAACUGUCAUGGUAUCUUUGUCACACUACAUUCAUACUAUAUAUGUACACUGUUAUGC